Messenger RNA from Geodia barretti, 5393 nucleotides. Lineage: Eukaryota; Metazoa; Porifera; Demospongiae; Tetractinellida; Geodiidae. The record is from the annotation of a GenBank genome assembly.
GGUGCCGUGUACACGUGCCUAGCUAGAUAACAGAAUUAGAACUGUGAGGUAAGGAGAGACAAUGUCUGUUUCGUCGUCAAUUUCUUCGUCAAUUUCUUCGUCCUUGGGUCAAGUUGGUCGUUCUCAGAUAGAGGGCAUUGUAGAGGCUCUAGUCGACUCAGCUGCGGACAAGUCAGAGGCAACAAGACAGGCUGUUGUAAAAGCUCUGGUGGGCGUUGGCCGAAAAAAACAUGCCAAAGUUUUAGGAAUAUGUCAUUCGUAUCUCAAGAAACACAGCAAACUUCCCCGCAGCCAUCGUAUAGUCCUGCUACAGCUCUUAGAGAAAGUGUGCAAGGAACACAUCCACAGUCUUGAGGAGCCCCUGGCUAACGAUAUCAUUGAACUUGCAUCUACUGAACUGACCAAAGAUCCAGAUGUGGUUCCUGAAUGGCAGGGUGCAGCGGCGGCGCUGCUGACCACCCUGGGCAUCAGCCAUGCCCCAGCUGUACUACAGGAGCUCCUCAAGAGGUUUCAACCUGGAACCACUCCCCACUACUUUGUAGUCAAGACUACCGGAGACCUGGCUAUGGCCAAUGUGGUGGAGGUUGUGCCUCAACUCAAUGCUGUACUUUCCAGAAUGAUCACUCAGCUAGGAGCAAUCAAACAUGAGAACAUGCAGUGGGUGUUCUCCUACGCAUUGGCAAGGUUUAGUGAAGCCAUUCUGGACUAUAUGGCUGAUGAACAGCGAGCUAGCUCAGGUCAAGUGACCUUCUCACAGUUUGAAGGCCACAUCUUCUCCUCAUUUGACCAACUCUUCAAUGUGUGGCUUAUGUCCAAAGAGUCUCGGUUGCGUAUGGCAGUGGCAGAGGCCCUAGGGUUAUGGUGCACCUCCUCUCUGCCACUGCCCUCAACGACCAACUCCCCAAACUUCUUCCUGGGAUCAUGCAACUCUACAAGAAACACUCAGAGCACUACUACAUCUCACAGUGCCUGUGUAUGGUAGUAGAUGCAGCGGGGAAAAAAUCGUGCACUAAUCUCGAGCUACAGCUGAACAAUCUCCUAACAAUUCUCUUCCAACACGCAUGUGUACCUGUGGACUCAACCAGCUCAACUUCUAUCAAGAAUCACAAUGAGAUACUUAGAUGCUUUGCUGUGACAGGCCUGAUAUACUCGAACCAUGCUGUGGGGUUUCUGCUACAGAAGUUGGAGGUGGCACAGGAGAAAGUCAGAGUACCCACACUGGAGAUACUGAAGCACAUCAUCAACUCCUGUGGGUUUCCAUCUUCUUCUACAGAUGAAGUGAUGGCAGUCAAGAAAUCUCUUGUUGUCAGUGGGCUUAAGAUUGUGCUCAAUGAGCAGAGUCUAAGAGUUCGCCGUAUCCUGUGUCAAGUGAUAAUUGCAAUGGCCCACCAUGACUACCUGUCCUUGGAGGGUGGUCAACUGAUGGUGGAGUUUGUUGUGAGGCAGUGCUCUCUGAACACCGAAGACAAGACCCUACAGAAGCUGAAUACUACUGAGGUUACUAUCAAAGGACUACGUGACAUGAGUGACAAUGUUCUACUACUUGUCACUACAACCAUCGAGCACAUGAAGGAGGUUCUGUGGCCUUAUUUGCUGGAGUUCGUAGUUCCAGUGCAGUACACAGGGGCAGUGGGCAUUGUUUCCAGAUGUAUUGCUGACAUUGGGAAAGGGAAGAGGGAAGAGGAGGCUGAUGACUAUGAUCUGAACUUCGAUGAACUGGCAAACAUACCUCGGCAACCUGAACUGAUUGCAAGACUGAUUGUGUUGGCAGGCCAUCCACACAAUGGGCAGGGACGUGGGGAGCACAUUCUCCACUGCAUGACAGCUCUGGUACCUAACCUUCAUGAAGACCUUGUUGACCUGUGGGAUGCAGUGAUACCCAAGCUACUCUCAUACCUCAAUGAACAAAGUGAGAAAGGAACCUGGGAUCAGAAACACUGGGAAGAUCUUAUGCUAAAGUUUGUGUCUCGCUCACUGGAUGAUGUCAAGAACGAGGAGUGGCUGAUUGAGGUGGGCUCAGCCAUGGGGGAAAAGGAACUGGUUUUGGAAAGAUAUAUGAACUACCCUGAAGAGAAGGGUUUCCUCUUCAAGUGUCUGGGAGUCAUAAUGAGGAAGGUGUCUCAACGGCAAUUCAUACAGAAGAUGCUGGACUCCAUGUUUUCCACUAUUAAGCACUCCAAUCAAGCAGAGAGAGAGGGUUGUGCUAUUGGUGUAGGCUUCUGUGCAGCAUCUCACUUGGACCUUGCUGUGAGCAAACUAGAGCAGGUCAUAAAAGAAGAAAUGGUUCGAAAAUCAAAGGGCUUCUUCGGAUUCUCAAAGAAGCUGAAGCUUAAAUGUACAGUAAUGAGACAACUACUCUGUGGGCAUGAAUACAGAUACUUCUUGUUCAUGCUUGACUUCAUCAAUCAACAUGGUCACAGGACACAGCAGAUUUGUAUCUAUCUUUUGUUGUGUCUGUGUGUGACUACUCAUUUUCAAAUCCUUGCAGACAAAUCAGAGGCAGACGUCGAGAGGAUCAAGGCAACAGUACUUCUCUGUUACGGCUAUGUGACAUUUCACUCACCUCCCAACCUGAUCACAUCGAGAAUUGAAGUUAACAUUCUCAGAAGCAUCAACCCACACUUCAAUAAAAUCAGGGACACUGUUGUAAAACAGAAUCUCAUUCGAACGAUUGAUCUGAUCGGCCGAGCUUUGCACCCAGAUCACCUCAAGAAAGACGACUUUAUCUUCUCUAAACGAGGAGACCUUCUCAACCAUCUGUUGGACUACAUUCAUGGAGAGCCAGUUGCAGUAACAAUCACCACAGAGACCAGAGCGCUUGCUAUAAAUGCUCUCACCACACUUGUGAAACUGGACCCACAGCUGAGUGAAGCAGAACAGUUUGAUGUUAUCAAAGCAGCUACUGACUCAGUGUUCCCACUUCUAGUCAUGACCUCUCCCUCAAAGAAGGAUAGCGUUACAGUUGAGGAGUCUACCCUUCUGCGGGAGGGAGCUCUGUCUUCUGUCACCUCCCUGCUCAUUGUAGUUCUCAGCAAACAGUUCUCAUCUGGCAAUCUGUACAGUAUCUUCAAGCACUUGUCUCCAUGGAUACAGUCUUCUGACGACCAGGAGAGAAACAGAGGUGUGCUGUGUUUCCUAGAACUCAUGAAAGCCUAUCAGCUGCAUUCUGACACUGAUGAAACCUCUCGGGAGCUGGAGAUACAGGGAGAGCUGUUGGGCAGAAUGGUUCCUCGCUGCACUGACCCAUCCCUUGACACGAGACUAGCUGCCAUUGACUGUGUCCAGAUGAUUCUACGUGUAUCAACCUGCGACCCUGGUGUUCCUGACCAAAUGGUUGAUGCAGUGACACUACUAAGGGAUAGAGCUGAGAGUGAUGAGGCUAAUAUACUUUAUUCAUUAGUGAAUGACCUUUCCAAGGUGUUCUGCAAGAAAGUAGCUGAUAGAAACCUCUGGUCUCUGAUGACCUUCUUAUUAGAAGGUCUGGUGGAUUCCCAGGCCCACAGCUCUAGCGCAGCCUGUGUUGUACUCAACAACAUAGUAAAACUCAGGGGAGGCUCUCUUGGUGAACAGAUUCCAGAUCUGGUGGAUGGUCUCCACGAGAAACUGGAUGGUAUAUAUACUCCACAGACACGCACAGGUACUUUGCGCUGUAUGCGUACAAUCUGCAGCCAGUACCUGGUGCCUACAAUUUCUCACCUCCUCGACAAACCACUUCCCUGGGACAAGAACCUAGUAGCAAUGUGGCACAUUUUAGCUGGAGAGGCCCACUUACUCAAGAGUGUGUUCUUAAAUCUCCUUGAGGUCCUAUCCCUCAGUUUGCCAUACCAGGAGAAGGCCAAGGGGCAGGGAAAAGUCACUAUCAUAGAGACUACUCUCCCUAAAGCUGCAAGUAAUGCAGUUGGUGUACUGUGCGAGACUGAAGAGGCCCAAGAGGUAGCAAAGGAGAUGUUUGCUCAGAUAUUCUCUUCUCUCAUACUCAGAAUAGGAGUCAGUGUUGUGAUUGAGAGCACCAAGAAGCCACUGUGUGUUAGUGUUGCAACUGACUCAUUGAAACAGUUUUUGAAAGCAACAGGCAGUGAAGUCAUUCUUGAUCGACUUGAGUCUAAUGGUGUCUGGCCACUAAUGGAGAAAGAGGACACCUGCCCACAUUCCAUGCUCCACCUUGCUAGGUUGCUCUCAAGCAGCUACCCAGAUGAAGUAGGAAAAACAGUGGAGUGCCUCAGUCCUAGCCUCACUAGUGUCUAUGAUGCUCACCGGACCACAGUUGUGUCCUUUUACUCUGAGUUGGUGUGCACAGUUGGGAAGGACCAUCUACCACUAGCAGAACAAAUCAUGAACAAUCUCCUGGGAAGGCAAGUCGACAGCAACUAUGUUGUGCGCAUGUACUGCAUUCGAGGACUUGGAAACAUGGCUGACAUUGGUGGUAGCCAGGUGUCUCAUUUCUCCACCACUAUCCUGAGUGCAAUGCUGGCUGGCAUGGAUGACAGAGAGGACCCUGAGGACCUCAUCACUAUGGAAGCCAUGUCAGGACUCUCUCGUAUCUUCUCUCAGAUUGAUGAGGGACAUGUUAGACCUAUCCUUAUCAACAUUGCUCUCAGAAUUCGACCAUGCUUUGAAAAGCCCACUCCAGCAGUCAGAGCAGCAGCAUUCACCCUCUUCGGCACUUUAUCUCGCUUUGGUAGUGGGCCAUCUGAGGGGCCAUUUUUUGAGCAGAUUCAGACCAACUUUGUCAGCCUACUAUUGCAUCUAAAUGAGAGCGAUCCAGUGGUGGUUGUGGCAUGUAAGGAAGCUCUGCAGAAGUUGGGACCACUUAUGAAGUCGGAGAACAUCAACACAAUGUUUCAAAGACACCUUGACCCUGCAGAAUCACUUUUCUAUCCUGAUUUUUUAAAUGAUCUAUGCAAACAUAUUGUAACAGAUUUCACAGAUAAAGUCAACUUCUACAUAAUGAAUGCUGUUACCUUUUUUAAAAGUAUGUGGUCACCGGUUAAAGCUAAUGCAGCCCUCUUAGUAGGUUAUAUAUUGGGAAACCUUCCAUUAGAGAAGUCGGGAAUGAUCUCAAAGGAACACGUGUGUGAAGCACUGACACUUCUCCUGAAGGACCCCUCACCAGAUGUUCGAGCUAGUACAGCAGAGGCAAUGAGCCUUCUUUAUGACUAUUAGUUAGAUUUAUAAUUUAACUUUAACUUAUCCAGUGUGUUAUACUUUUUGUGUUUUUAUUUAAAAUACAGAGACAAAAUAGACUGACACCCUUGGCUACCUGCCAUCUUAUAAGCUACAGUUGCUAAGUACCUUUGUCACAUAAAUGUGGGGACUAAGCUAGGAGCAGUAAUUUUUGUAUAAUUAUACAGCCAACUGCAUACAUAUCUCCUGGCAGUCAUCUCUUGCCUUAC